AGUUAGAAUCCUCGGGAGUAAAUAAAAGGAGCGACGCCGGGCGUCGGCGGCUCACUUUCCUCGUUCUUCGUAGCCUCGGGUUGUAGCUGUUUGCGCGAUGUCUGGCCGGGGCAAGCAGGGCGGCAAGGCGCGGGCCAAGGCCAAGACGCGCUCGUCGCGGGCGGGCCUGCAGUUCCCCGUGGGCCGCGUGCACCGCCUGCUGCGCAAGGGCAACUACGCGGAGCGCGUGGGCGCCGGCGCGCCCGUCUACCUGGCCGCCGUGCUCGAGUACCUGACGGCCGAGAUCCUGGAGCUGGCCGGCAACGCGGCGCGCGACAACAAGAAGACGCGCAUCAUCCCGCGCCACCUGCAGCUGGCCGUGCGCAACGACGAGGAGCUCAACAAGCUGCUGGGCAAGGUCACCAUCGCGCAGGGCGGCGUGCUGCCCAACAUCCAGGCCGUCCUGCUGCCCAAGAAGACCGAGAGCCACAAGGUCAAGGCCAAGUGAGGCGGCCGCGCCCCGCGGCGCGCGCGACCCAAAGGCUCUUUUCAGAGCCGCCCACGCGCUCACGAGAGAGCUGCUCCCGCUGCGUUACAUUCUCCCUCUCGCAAAGAACUCGCCGUGGCUUUUACGGUUCAUACGAAAAUGAUCCCAGGCUUUCCUUCAGUGUAGCUUACUCAACUGCAUCUUGGCGGGUGUUUUCUACGAUUUUACAGUGGAGAUCAGCUAGCUACCCCCGUAAACAACACAAACCUAACGCUUGUGUGUCAUAAAACUGAGGUCCCUAGUAUCGUGAAUAUAAAGGUAGCAUUUCUAACUCGCACUUUCAAGACGGAUUAAGUUUCCUGCCGUUGCAGGUUAUUCUCUCGCUUCUGACUAGCUUCACACACGGCUGUUUGUUAAUAUGUCCCGGAGUAAGCUAUAAAGCUAUAAAAGAUG
Varanus komodoensis (Komodo dragon) is the source of this 919-nucleotide messenger RNA. Its product is annotated as histone H2A-IV-like. NCBI's taxonomy places the organism in Eukaryota, Metazoa, Chordata, Lepidosauria, Squamata, Varanidae. The record is from RefSeq and is a predicted model, not a curated record. Gene Ontology annotation, molecular function: DNA binding; structural constituent of chromatin; protein heterodimerization activity. The transcript has a single exon. The coding region runs from base 98 to 487 and encodes 129 amino acids. Gene Ontology annotation, cellular component: nucleosome.